Loxodonta africana (African savanna elephant) is the source of this 1404-nucleotide messenger RNA. It is a transcript of the gene RNF212, whose product is annotated as ring finger protein 212. Gene Ontology annotation, cellular component: synaptonemal complex. Gene Ontology annotation, molecular function: SUMO transferase activity. Gene Ontology annotation, biological process: homologous chromosome pairing at meiosis; protein sumoylation; reciprocal meiotic recombination. The transcript has 15 exons. The record is from RefSeq and is a predicted model, not a curated record. Bases 1 to 1404 code for a protein of 467 amino acids. Lineage: Eukaryota; Metazoa; Chordata; Mammalia; Proboscidea; Elephantidae.
AUGACCGGCCGGGUGUUUUGCAAUCGUUGCUUCCAGCCGCCCCACAGGACCUCACGCUUCAGCUUGACCAACUGCGGGCACGUGUACUGUGACCUCUGCCUCCACAAAGGUAAAAAGGAUGAAUGCUUGAUUUGUAAAGUUCCUUGUCAUACAAUUUUACUUUCAAAACAUACCGACUCCAGUAUCCAGGCAUUCUUUAUGGGCAUAGAUGGCCUGUGCACCAAGUACUCAAAGGAAGCCUCCCAGAUUUCAGAAUUUCAAGAAAAACACAGGAAGAGAUUGUUAGCCUUCUAUAGAGAAAAGAUCGCUCAGCUGGAAGAAUCGCUCAGGAGGGCGGUGCUGCAGAUAGAACAGCUACAAAGUAUGAGAUCAUCACAACAAUCAACUUUCAACCCAGUCAGAAAUCCUGUGUCCACAAAGCGAAAUGGACAUCUGCUCCUUCCAUCUAGUUCAUCGACCUUGGAAAGAAUGGAGUCCAUGGAAGUUGACGUUACUCCUUCCCCCAUGAGAAGACCUGAGGUAGCAGCUGGCCCUAUGAGAAUGUCUUUGAUCAGCCCACCUCAAGAUGGACGCAUGGGAAGCGUUUCUCACCGAGGCCCCCAGCACCCUGGACUAACACCAAGUCAAGCGAGCGUGUCAAAAACUCUCAGGAUCCCACCACUACAAAUCCCCUACAAGGGACCAUCACAAACACCACCACCACAGUUACAAGGUAGAGCUGCAAGAAAGGACACCCCCAGCCUCCGAGGCCCCCAGGCCGUGUCCUCCUUCCAGCCCCAAGCGAGGCGGCCGCCUAUCAGCAUCGCGGGCCUCCUGCAGAGGCAGCACUCAGGUGUUGGCCUGCGAGAGCCCACUCAGGUGGACCUAGGGAUGUGCCUGUGGACGAGUCAGCCACGGCCCCGCCCCUCACAGCUGCAUCUGGGGGGCAGGACAGCAUCAAUGAACCAAUCACACGGUGACGACACGAAGCUGCGACUGCAGAGCGCACUAAGGGGAGAGCGGCCUGGCCGGGCUUCGCCUGACCGAGGUCCUAAGGAGGCUCGGCGGUGGGGACAAGAGGCCCUGGCUGGGGUGGACCACCAGCAGGACACACAGCGAGGCAGGUGUGGAAACCUUACGGGACACGCAGGGCCCUCCUUCCUGACCUUGCACACUCUGGCCACACUCACCGCUUGCACCCUCCUGGAUGGCUCUAGGGACCCAGCUGUGCUCCUUCAGUCUGGAUACCACCUGCCACCCUCCCUGGCCAAAGCCACACUGUCACAGCCCUCUCAGGCAGUCAGAGCUGGGCCAGCAGGGGAGUGUGGCCUGAUGGGCAUGAGCAGUGACUCCCUGCCCCAGGGCGAGGGAAUCCCAGGUCUUCCCAGCCUGGACUAUGUCCAUAUUUACCGUAUCUACCAGUGA